UUUUAAAUUUUACACCUCAUUUUCUAACAAUUCAAAAUAUUAAAUUAAAAAUUAAAAUAAUGAACUUUGCCCACAUAGACACAAAUCGUCGGUCUCCUCCGCUACAGCAAUUCCGCCACCGCCACUCCAUAUUGCCUCCUUUUGACCACGCAGCUGCUACGGUGCUUCCCGGUGUGUCAAUUCAGACGAGGGAUAAUUAUUUGAUUCCUCCUCCAACAGGAGUCAGAGCCUCGACCAUUCUAAUUCCACUAGAACGACGACGACGUCAGUGGUGUGGUGGCGGAGAUGACGGUGGUCCAGCUCCUUGUCAUCCCAUGGCUCAAAUGAUUGCCACCAGAUUUCCAUUCAUCUCCUCCUUGUCCUUCAGCACAGCUGGAGGAUUGGCACUAGAAGCAGAACCAAAUGACACCGUGUUAGAAGCAGGCCAAAUGAUAAAAGAGAUCCCCGCCUUGCGGUAAGGGUAGUUGCUCCAUUGCAUUCCUUCCCCUGCGUCGUCACCGGUUGUUACCGCAACCGGAUUUGGGUCUUCCACAGAGAUUUGAGCCUUGGCGAGCAGCAGCAGUCGGGCUUCGUAAUCCUCGUCGGCCGUGGUGGCUGGAGCUUGAGAAACAGGGAAUGGAGAUGGGUGGCCGCCCCAAUCACCAAAUUACACGUUUUGAAUUAUUUCAAUACAAAACUCUUUAUGGAAUGAAAUCCCUAUGUCAGCGCCAAUUCCGAUCCUCGACAAGUAAAUUUCAGGUUAUCGACACCCGCUCGUUCAAUCAUCUGUCUAAGCCACGAUUUACCCUUCCAUCUGUAGACUGUCGUCGUUCCUUGCGGCGCCUCUGCCUCCGCUGCCAUCGUUCGUCAUUCUUUGUGGUGCUCCACCGACCAAGUUCCUCCGCGGCGUGAACCCUUUCUUAUCGAUUCACCCCGGCGGCCGGCGGGGCAUACGCUUACACACGAGAAUCCAACAUCUCCAGGGAAAUGUUUGAAACGAUGGAGUUGGAUUCGGCGUCGAGACUCCGACACUCUAUCUUCCCACGCAUAAAAUUAUCUAUAUAUAACCGGCGCCGGUAGGAAGAUAUAUAUAUUGUCCGGCUAGUACUAUUUCUCGAUGCCCAAUAUAAAGAGUUUUAAUUAUUAUUUUAAAUUUCGGGAGAUACACGUGGCAUUCUUUAAAUAUUAUUUUAUUAUUUUGUAUUUUCCAUGUCACACAUUUAACGGUCAACUCUUAGAGUUGACCGCCACAUAAGCAAAAGUUAACGGAGUUGGACGGAGAGUGACCAAACUUGAACUGUUUAACUAAUUUUAGUGAGCACGAAUGAAAUUAAAUAUUUUUAGUGACCAAACGUGAACGUUUUUAAUAAUCAUAGUGACGAACCUUGCAAUUUACCCAGGUUUCUAGAGUGUCUGCCACAAUUAUUUAUCAUUGUCAGGAAGACACGUAAUGUGGGCGAAGGGUUCUUCGUGGAUCGCAAAAGAGCUUUCUCAUUAGUAGGGAAUAGGGAUGGCAAAAAUAUGUGUAACUGUGGAUAUCCGCUCGAAUUCGACCUAAUCGGAUUGGGGUAAAACCCAAACUCGAAGGACAUUUAGUGGCCACGGGUAAAACCCGAACCCGAAUAUUGCGAUAAUGGGUGGGCAUGGUUUUCUCACUAUCCAACCGGAACCCGCUCGAUUAUACAUAUGCAUAUGUAUUUUGUCUAGAAAUAAUCAUUAUUUUUCUCUAGCAUAUUUUAUAUUAGCAUAAAAAUGUAACAUUUUCAUGAAAUUGUGUUGUUGUAAUUAAUUUUCUUCAGUCUAGUGAUUUAUUGUCGUACUUUUCCUCUUAUAUAAUGUGAGUAUACGUGUGAAUAUUAACAUAUUGGUUGGAGUUAUGAUUACACAUGGGUAAUUGUGGAUACCCGAAACCCUGGUUUGAGUUAUUAUUACACAUGGGUAACUGUGGAUACCCGAAACCCGAAUGGGUAUGGGAAUGGUUUUGAUUUUCUGUACAUUUCUUAUAUCGAUAUGAACGAUAUGGGUAAAAGUAAAACCUGAACUACUUUAGGUAGGUUAACAUAUAUGCACUAUCUGCCACGCCCCGACCCAUUUCCAUCCCUACUCAUUAGGUCCUCGAUCUAUUCUCGACCCAUUUCCAUCCCUGGUCCUCGAUUCCUAUGGGAAUGGCUGGACGAAGUGAGUGAAUGAACGAUUUGAAUAUUG
Linum trigynum is the source of this 2184-nucleotide messenger RNA. NCBI's taxonomy places the organism in Eukaryota, Viridiplantae, Streptophyta, Magnoliopsida, Malpighiales, Linaceae. The record is from the annotation of a GenBank genome assembly.